GUUCUAGCCCUACUUGGACUUGUGCUUAACGGACAGCUACUCCACUGUCCAUUUCUGUGGUUAUCCAGCAAGCAGAUCCCCAUGCUACCAUGUCUCGACACCGGAAUGUUCGCCAGUUGGGCCUUGAUGAUAUUUCUUUGUACGAUGAGGCCUUGGCUAGUUCACUGGACGACGAUUCCACCGUUUCUCCCAACUCUGUUGAGUAUUUAUUCGAUCGAAACAAACAGGAUUCUCGAGCUGUUUCACUUUUCGCCAGCCAAAGCAAUGCACCACUGCAGUUCACUGCGGAAGACUUCCCCAUGAACGAGGCCUUGCCUAAUGAUGGAUCUCCAGGCUAUGUCACUGGUCGUAUUCAUGGAGACAUACCUGGAGACAGCGAUCAGUUUGGAGUUCUGGAUGCCGUUCAAGAUAAUUUAGAGCUUACGCAGCGGAUCACUGGUGACACCAAUAAUGCACACCCCCUAACGUUUCCCAUCGAUGAAUUUCGUGUUUCUUCUCCACCCAUUGGGAUGCGUGUGCCUUUCAAUAACCCUGACGUGUUAGAUUUCGAUCUCUUGGAGCAACUUGUGGCCCAGAAAGUAUCUCCACUAAACCCCUUGACUCCCGUCUGUACGACCCUCAGCGGACGCAGUGCGCAUAGCAUAGUUGCGUCAUCACCCGUCCCCCAUUUCGAAGCCACAAUCCUUUCGAAAUCAAACAUGGAUCGACUCAAGUCAGGGCUAACCUUUGUGACUAAGCAUCACCUCUCCCCAGCUAUCGUGAUGCCAUCGGGCAACUCCAGGUUGCUUCCGAACGUUUCCGAGUCACGCUUGACCUCAAAGGGUUGCAAACCUUCUAGUAGGCUAGGCUAUCGCAUGACGAGCUCGUACACUCGGUCACGUAGAUCAUUUGGUCCUGUCGAUUUGAUUCUACUUGGUAAUCUGCACUUGUUCAUCAGAUCCCGAGCUACAUCAUUAUAUGAUUUAUUGCAAAACAACCAAAUCGGAAUCGAGCCUUUUCGUUUCAAUGUUCCUGAGCCACUUGUAUCAGAUCGCCCUGCUCGGAGUGUUACUGGACAAUUCGGGAGUUUCCUGCCCUCUCCGCGACAAAAGAACCGCUCGCACACCCUCGUAACAUCUGAACGUCCAGAACCUCGACGAAGUGCGGUGGUUCCUACACCUGAAGAAUCUGCGGGCUCUACUAAUUUGGCAACAUGUCUGCAGCAAAAGUUGACUGUCUCACAGCCCAAGGAACGUCAAACUCCCACACGCCCUUUGGCCGCUGGUGGUCCGACGCCUUCCAGUCCUAGUAAACCUAUCGACCGGAAGCCCCUAAUCGCCGAAUAUUUGGCACGGCAAAAGAGCCUUGGAGUACAUAAGGAUGUGGUUAAUCUCAUUGUGGUCGGUCACGUUGAUGCCGGUAAAAGCACUUUAAUGGGUAACCUGUUGUGUCGUCUUGGUCAUGUCUCAAAGAAGCAAUUGGCCAAAUACCGCUGGGAGGCUCAAAAGCUGGGCAAAUCAUCGUUCGCAUACGCAUGGGUUUUGGAUCAGACUUCUGAAGAGCGCAACCGAGGUGUGACCAUGGAUAUAGCACAGACUUCAUUCGCCACCAAGUGUAAAAGGGUGGUCCUUAUGGAUGCACCGGGACACAAAGAUUUCGUUCCUCGCGUGAUCGGUGGUGCAUCGCAAGCAGAUGUCGCACUGUUGGUGGUGAAUGCCACAAACGGAGAGUUUGAGACCGGGUUUGGUGUGGGAGGUCAGACUAGGGAGCACGCACGACUUGUGCGCCUUCUGGGUGUCUCACGCCUCAUCGUGGCAGUGAACAAAAUGGACACCGUGAACUGGGACCGCAAACGCUUUGAAUCCAUUCAGACUCAAAUGACCAGCUUUCUAAAGACACUUGGCCUCUCUGGCACUACUUUCUGUCCUGUCUCGGGGCUUACCGGGACGAACAUAUUGCCGGCGGAUGAAAAUCCCGUUAUCAGUGAUAGUGUGUCUGAUGAAGGAUUUUUCUCUUGGUAUAAGGGACCUUCACUUAUCGAUAUUAUUGGCUGA
Messenger RNA from Dicrocoelium dendriticum, 2033 nucleotides. NCBI's taxonomy places the organism in Eukaryota, Metazoa, Platyhelminthes, Trematoda, Plagiorchiida, Dicrocoeliidae. The record is from the annotation of a GenBank genome assembly.